AUGACGGGCCCAGGGAUUGCGCUCAGCCGGUACAUGACCUUGUCCUCGCGAGAUGCCGCGUUGAAACGGUCAAGGGCCUACGCCCACCUACGCAACUGCAACCUCUGCCCGAGGCUCUGCGGCGUGAAUCGAUAUGAAAAGACUGGCGUUUGCCUGGUCGGAACCGACGUGUUGGUCAAUGUCAUCGCACCACACUUUGGCGAAGAGCCAUGCAUCCAAGGGCACAAUGGCUCUGGCUCGGUCUUCUUCUCAAUGUGCAAUCUGCGUUGCUCCUUCUGUCAAAACCAUGAUAUAUCGCACCAGAGAAAUGGCUUUAACCUUACGCCCGAGCAGCUAGGCGACUGGUUUGUCAAGCUGCAGGAAGUUGGAUCAACUCACAACAUCAACCUUAUCACUCCCGAGCAUGUCGCUCCUCAGGUUGCGCUUGCAAUCAUGCACGCGAGAGAGCAGGGUCUCACUCUCCCGAUCAUAUAUAACACGUCGGCCUACGAUUCUCUCGCAUCCCUGGAGCUUCUCGAUGGGCUGGUCGAUAUCUACCUCCCUGACUUCAAGGUAUGGGAACCGGCUACCUCUCAGCGCCUGCUCAAAGCUCCGGAUUAUGCGGCCGCAGCGAGGGAGAGUAUCAAGGCCAUGCAUGCCCAAGUGGGGGAUCUAUGCUUUACGGGUGACGGCAUAGCGAAGACAGGCUUGUUGGUGCGGCAUCUCGUCAUGCCGGGCCUCGAAGCGGAGGGCAGCAGGAUCAUGCAGUUUCUGGCGGAUGAGGUGUCCACUGAUUGCUUCGUGAACAUCAUGGAACAGUAUCACCCAGACGCACAUGUUGGCAAAUCCCGUCGAAAAACUGCCAGUGGAAAAGACAGGGACUCAGAGGGGCCCGGCGGCAGUGUCGAUGUGCGAUACUCUGACAUCAAUCGUGCCGUCACAAAUGAUGAGAUAUCUUCAGUUAGGCGCGCCGCCGAAGAGGCUGGACUUUGGCGUUUUUGUGAUCCUCCAGGGCACGACGGCUUCAACAUUUGA
Messenger RNA from Diaporthe amygdali, 1014 nucleotides. Its product is annotated as pyruvate formate lyase activating enzyme. The coding region runs from base 1 to 1014 and encodes 337 amino acids. Gene Ontology annotation, molecular function: iron-sulfur cluster binding; catalytic activity. The record is from RefSeq and is a predicted model, not a curated record. Lineage: Eukaryota; Fungi; Ascomycota; Sordariomycetes; Diaporthales; Diaporthaceae. The transcript has 3 exons.